CAAAAACACACUAGAAAUGCGAAAAUAUUAACAUAAGUCACCUUAAUCUUACCUAGUUAAUAUCAUAAAUGAUGUCACAUCUAAAUAAAUACCCAACCUGCGUUAUUAAAAUCGUGCGCAUUAUCUAGACAAACAAUAUGGGUCGCAUAAAGUGGAAAUUUGACGGCCUGUUCAGAAUUGCAGCAAGUGUUUAAGUGUCCCAAAUUACAGUAUGGAUCGAGAGGAAUACACCUCCGAUGAGGGUAACUACUCCAGUUUAUCCUCAGCAUCUGGAUUUUCCACAUUUGAAGAUGAAACAGACUUCAGAGGCAGCCAACUUGGCUCCACUGAUGCAGAAAAACACCUUUUACUACAACUUGACAACUGCAAACAGAAUAUUUGGAGAAAACAUGAUACACCAACAAAACAUACUACAAUUGAUGAGAAUUUACUGCAGAAAAUCAAUCAUGAACUUGAAGUACAGAAUUUAGCAUUAGAAAGAAACAACAUCGAAUGGAAAUUGAAGUUUGAAGCAUUACAAAAAGAAAUUGAUAGAUUGAAUGGUGACAAGGAGUGUAGAGAAAGUUGUAUUUUACAAUUAAAGAAUAAGAUUGCUGAACAACAGGAGAAUAUUCAUGAGUUGACACAGCAAAACUUUAAAUUUAAUAUCAAUGUUUCUACGUUAAAUAAUGAACUUACCACUACAAAAGGAACAGUUGAUUGGUAUAAAAAUGAAUGGACAAACACAAAUAAUGAAAGGAAUGUGUUACAGAAAGAGUUAUAUUUACUAAAGAAUAGUUUAAGGAACAAAAAGUUAGAGAUAACAAGAUUGGAAGCUCAAUUAGAAGCAUCUUUACAAGAUGUUAAACAUUUUACCAAUAAAACCACAGAGAAAUUGAUUCAACAACCGGUUAUAUUAGUUGAAACAAAAGAAAACCAAGAAAAACCAACUACAAGUGAUAAAGAAGCAGAAAUUAACACUAAGUAUUAUUUGGCUGAGAUUGAAGACCUUUCAAAGGAAAUUUCUACAGUGAGAAAAUCCCUGUCACAACAAACUGAAGUAUUAUCACAAUUAUUAAAAGACAAAACUGAAUUAGUCAAGGAACAUACAGUAUUACAAAGAGAAUUUGAUAAUGAAAAAGUAAUUCGGUUUUCGUGCGAGGAAAAAAUUAAGAAAUUGCAUGAAACAAAUGAGUAUUAUUUGGAAACUAUUAAGAGAAAAGAUCGAAAUGCUUUAGAACUAAAAACUGAGAAAAGUAAAUUAAAAAUUGAACUUCAAGCAUCAAUAAAAGAGAAGUUAUUGAUCCAGGAAACAAUUAAUUCAACGCGGAAUAAGUUUCAUAAGUUGGUUACGCUUCAGGAUGAACUUAAAGAAGAAUUAAAAGUGAAGGAUAAAAUGAUAUUAACGCUGGAAAAGAAAAUCCAAGAUUCUUUUAUGUACGAAAAUUGGAACAAGUGUGCUAUAGAAGAGUUUGCCAUCAAGGAAGAAAAUUAUACCAAACAGAUUAAAACUUUAGAAGGAAAAGUUGAAGAUAGUGAAAAAUUAAAGUUAGAAAUUGAAGAGAUUAAGAAAUAUUGUAAAAGUGUCAUGGCUGAGAAAGAAAAAGUUGUUAGUGAUUGUAAAUUACAUGAACAACUUGAAUUACGAUGUGUAAAUAUGGCAUUGAAAAACGCUAAUGCUGAAGAUUUAAUCACCAAAUUACAAGAAGAAAUUAAAACACUUCUUGAUGCACUGCACAUUAAACAAGUCCAAAUGAAUGAUAAACAAACGAGAUAUGAAUCACAUUAUCGCACAUUAUUGAAGCAAGUAAAACAAUUCAAACGCGAUGCAAAUGUUACUCACAUUGAGAAUAUGCAAUUGAAGAAUCAACAACAAAACAUGAUUGAGGAACUUAACACUAAAAAACUACAACUGUUUCAAUCACAAAUUGAUUUAGACAGUGCAACUAAUCGUAUUAAGAAUAACAGCGAGCGUAUUAGUUGUUUACAGAGUGUUUUAAAAGACAAGGAAGAUAUUUUAAAGGAGGAACGUGUUAUUUGUGAUGAGUUACGAAAUAAUUACGAAUUAUUAGUUUCGACGCACUCGAAAUGUUUGAGUACCAUUGAGACAACAAAGAAAAUGGAGCAGGAAAAGCUUGACAAUGACAAGAUUGCAAACUGCACAAUAGUAAACACUCAACAUGCACUAAUCGAAAAACUUGAAAACGAAAAAUCGAACGCGCUUAUAAUAAUAAAAUCCUUAGAAGGACUUAAUCAGAAAGAGAAAGCACAAGUUCAAGACUUACUUAGAGAGAAGCUGUUUCUUCAGAGACUGGUGGUUGACAUGAAAGCAGCUUUGAAUGCUCAUGCUGCAAAACAGAAAUACAAUAUGAGGAAGCCAUUAGUUGUGCCACUUGAUCUAACUAAGUAUUCCUGUCCAAUUUUAGCGAAUGAAAGAGAAAUUUUAACUUUAUGUGAAAGCAAAGGAAAAACUUCAAUUAACCUUAAAGAAAGUGUGCUUGGUCUGCAGAAGGAAAUGACCAAUAUGAAAUGCCAACUAAAAGAUGUGAAACACAUCGAAUAAGUUAAUUAUUGUGAAUUUAUGUGGAUUAUUUAUUUUGGUGCUACAUAUGUUUUAUAUUUAUGUAGGUGCUUUUAUUAUGGGUGAUUGACUUUAGCUUUACCAAUGAAAUGAUUCCAAAAACUGCUGAUUGUAAAGUGUAUUAUAGAUGAAUUAUUGGUUUUACUCAAUAUUAAAGAACAUCUUAUGUGA
This is a messenger RNA of Dalotia coriaria, 2731 nucleotides long. Its product is annotated as protein BCAP-like. The transcript is spliced from 4 exons. NCBI's taxonomy places the organism in Eukaryota, Metazoa, Arthropoda, Insecta, Coleoptera, Staphylinidae. The record is from RefSeq and is a predicted model, not a curated record. Bases 212 to 2542 code for a protein of 776 amino acids.